AUGGACCAAUUCGCAAGCUUUUUAGAGCUAAACAUCAAUGAAGCAUGUUCAGAAAAUCAUUCCAAAAUCUUCAGAGAAGGUGUUUACAAGUCUUCUUUCUUAUUAACUGAUCCAGAUUGUUUUUCUGAUCCAAUUUAUAAAUGCAGAUUUCUAUAUAUUCGAAAUCUCUGUCUAAAUCGGCCAGAGCCGUUUGAAAUAUGCGAACAUCUUUCCAAGUUUGAAAGGGCCCUUAUGUUCCUGUCUUUUAAUAACAUUUCUGAUGCAUUGGAAGCUCUAGACACCAAUUUUGCAUGCGAAGUUAUAGGCGCAAAAGCCAAAACAAGAACAGGUGCUGAAAUUAAUACUUCUGUUCUUGAAUGUAGGAAUACAAUAUCGCAAACACGCUUAGAAUAUGCAGCCGAUGGAUAUACGUACGAGGAUUUUACAGUUCAGCCACUACAAUGCGUAGAGUUAAUUUACUGCUAUAUCAAAAUUGUUGACAUUCUUAGAAACGAAGACAAUGAAACAUUAAAAAAGUUUAAGCUAAAGGCAUAUUUGAAUAGAGUUUUGAUGACGGAGAAUGAGCUAAAUGCGUAUUUUCUUAGAGCUUUUCUUGUAAUGCUGGCGGAAAUUAGCAAUUCAACCGAAGAAUUAGACAAGAUCAAGAAUACAAGCGUGCAGAUCGAUGAAGCAAUGUUUGCAUAUCCAAUAACAUUCAAAUUUGAUGUGCUAAUACAGCUAGGCCUUGCAUAUAAAAACAGACGCUAUUUUAAGGAAGCCUAUGACUGUCUUCAGCCGUAUCCACUUUAUAUUGAGAAAAUUGAUUGUUUGAUAGGAUUAAGAAGGUCAGAAGAAGCUGCCGGAGAGAUUGGUCAAUUCAUUACGAUGAUUGGCAAUUCAAAUGAGCGGGAAGACAGGCUUAUGCUAUGUGAUCUCUAUAUCAAGCUUGCCCACUUGUACCAGGAUCCUGCAUAUUUUGAUCGGGCCUUUCAGGCGUUUAGAUGUCCAAAACCGCUCCAUCUUAAAGGCUUAUUUUAUUUCAAAAGAAAAGAGUACGAUGCCGCAAUUCAGGCAUUUGAAAAUGCGCUUUUAUUGACACCACAGGAUGAAAAAGUCAGGUUUUCGUAUGCCUGCGGAUUGAUUGAAGCAGACAGAAUCAGCGAAGCAAUAAAGAUACUUAAGGAGUUGAGAAGUGAGAAUCCGACAAAUGAGCAGAUUGCCAAAAAUUUAGGCUACUGCUAUUACAAGCUGAAUGACAUUGAUAACACCCUUCUUUCCCUAAAGCGUGUAGCAUUGAGCGAUGCUAACUCCAUGAAUCAAUUUUUUAUACUUUCAGUCAAAAAUGAAAAAGUCGACAAUAUCCGCUGGGCUUUGUCUAAAAUUAGUUCUGUUGACCUGCUAAAAGGCGGAGUUAACUACUUGAUGGCAAAUGGACUUAUGAGCGAGGCCGAAUUGAAGGAGAUGCUUGAAACUAACCCUUACGUCGAGUCCGUCGAUGUUUUUGGCACAUAG
This is a messenger RNA of Vittaforma corneae ATCC 50505, 1491 nucleotides long. RefSeq lists its product as uncharacterized. Lineage: Eukaryota; Fungi; Microsporidia; Nosematidae. The transcript has a single exon. The record is from RefSeq and is a predicted model, not a curated record. The coding region runs from base 1 to 1491 and encodes 496 amino acids. Gene Ontology annotation, molecular function: protein binding.